UCUGUUAAUGUCAACUUCAACUUUGCCGGUUCACGAUAGAAGGAGAUUUUUGCUUUGUUUUUGUCAGGAGUAUCCUAGAAACGUGUGAGAAAAUUAACUGAGAAAGUAGAAACAUUCCCAGAAAUUUUCAUUUUGUCAGUUAUUAAGUGCAGUGCAUACCUAACUAAGAAAAAUGAGUACUGAUCCAGAGAAGUUCGAUUCCAUGCUGUUGGCCAUGGCACAACAACAUGAAGGUGGUGUUAAGGAUUUGCUUGAUACAAUAGUCAGUUUUCUGGCAAGGAAAACUGACUUCUUCACUGGAGGGCAAGCUGGAGAGUGGGAAACGAUAGUCAAAAACACAUUCUACACUCACGCAAAGAAAGCUGAAGAGGAAGCUAAUAAGAUAAAGAAAGAAAAACAAGAAGCGGACAAAAGACUAAAAGAAAUACAACAGAAAAAGGAACAAGAACGUUUGGCUCGUGAUUUUGAACCAGCUACUGUUAAAGAACUCACAGAUCAAGAGGCUGCUGAGCUACAAGCAAAUAUUGAGGAAGUUAAAAAGAAAGAAACUGGAACUGGAAGUGGUGAUGCGGCAGCGGCUGCUGAUGUGGAAAUGGCAGAUGCACCUGAAGAGGAGGAUGAUCCUAAAGAGAAAGGAAAGCUGAAACCCAACUCUGGUAAUGGAUGUGACCUCGAGAACUACAGAUGGACCCAAACCUUGGAAGAAGUUGAGUUGCGAGUUCCACUCCGCCAAGUGCUUCGCCCUCGCGAUCUGUCUGUUAUUAUUAACAAGCGUCAUCUAAAAGUUGGCAUAAAAGGGCAGCCAUUCAUUAUCGACGGAGAAUUGGACGCAGACGUCAAAAUCGAGGAGUCUACGUGGGUGCUACAGGAUGGCCGCAAUCUACUAGUCAAUUUGGAGAAGGUAAACAAAAUGAACUGGUGGGGCAGACUUGUAACGACCGAUCCGGAAAUCUCUACUAGGAAAAUCAAUCCAGAACCGUCGAAUUUAUCGGACCUUGAUGGAGAAACUAGAGGCUUGGUGGAAAAAAUGAUGUACGAUCAAAGACAGAAAGAAAUGGGACUGCCUACUAGCGAAGAACAAAAGAAACAAGAUGUACUUAAAAAGUUCAUGGAACAACAUCCGGAAAUGGAUUUCUCGAAAUGCAAAUUCAAUUAAAUUUCCAAAUAGUUAAGUGUCACUCAGUGUUACUGGAGCCGAGUUUUACUAAGUAAACCUUUAUUUUUGUGUAGAUGAUGAAUAAACAAUUGAAAGCGCGUCUAUGAGCACAUAUUUUUAAUUAAGUGGUAUAACAAACGAUUAAUAAUGUUAUAAACUAUGUUUCACUGAAUAAAGAUAUGAUAAGUUUAAAAAUAAA
This is a messenger RNA of Pararge aegeria (speckled wood butterfly), 1355 nucleotides long. It is a transcript of the gene nudC, whose product is annotated as nuclear migration protein nudC. The transcript is spliced from 8 exons. Gene Ontology annotation, cellular component: cytoplasm. NCBI's taxonomy places the organism in Eukaryota, Metazoa, Arthropoda, Insecta, Lepidoptera, Nymphalidae. Gene Ontology annotation, biological process: protein folding. The record is from RefSeq and is a predicted model, not a curated record. The coding region runs from base 173 to 1156 and encodes 327 amino acids.